GACGACUGCGAGAAGCUGGCCGCCUUCCUGGAGAGCGCCUUCCACAAGCACCGCUCCCCGCUGCUCGGGACUGAGCCCCCGGCCCCGCCCGAGCCGCGCUCGGCGAAACGCCGGGAAUUCCAUCCCGGGACGUCGGGAAGGAGCCGCGUCCUCCCGGAGCGGCGGCCGAGGGAGGUGUGGGGGCCGCGGGCAGCACCCGCUGCAGCCCCUUCCCGGCGGGACCUGCGGGAAGAACCCCCCGAACGGAUCCGUUUUCCCUCCGGGAACGAUCGGCUUUUCCCCUCCCAAAGCUGUUUUUCCCCCCGCUUCGCCAGCCGGUGGAAUUUGCCGAGGAGAGGAGAGAGGAGAGGGCUUGGAAAGCUCCCGGGGCGGCUUCCCCGUCUCUGCCACACCCCACUCCCGAUCCCGAAUUUCCGCUGGUUUGAGGUUUCCGCGGUGCUCGGAAGCCUCGGUGUGAGCUGGGAGGGGGCUCGAGAGGCAAUUCCAGAAAUCCCGAUCCCGUGGAUCAGCUGGAACCUCCGCAGAACCCUCGUCGUUCCCCUCAGAGGUUCCAAAAUCCCUCGGCCGCCCCGGGGGGGGGGAAAAGCCCCCGAUGCCUCUUCCUGCCCUUUCUCCUGCGGUGUCGUGGAAUGUCGGUCCCUGGCCCGGGGAAAUGGGAAUUGCUGCCCUCACCCCCCCAGCGCUGCCCUUGGCAGGGGGGUUUGUUCGGGGAAAAGUGCAAAAGAGGAAUUGUUUGUGUCCAGGAGCCCUGUGGGGCUGUGGGGACAGUGUUCUGUGCCAGGGAAAACCGGCCUUGGAAUCCUGCUCUGUGCUGUGCCAGGGAAAACCAGCUCUGGAAUCCUGCUCUGUGCUGUGCCAGGGAAAACCAGCUCUGGAAUCCUGCUCUGUGCUGUGCCAGUGCUGCUCCUGCUGCUCCUGCUGUGCCGGAGGAAUCCAGCUCUGGAAUCCUGCUCUGUGCUGUGCCAGGGAAAACCAGCCCUGGAAUCCUGCUCUGUGCUGUGCCAGUGCUGCUCAUCUGCUCCUGCUGUGCCAGGGGAAAACUCCCUCUGGCACGUGCUCUGCUCUGUGCCAGCGUUCUGUGCCGGUGCUGCUCCCGCUGUGCCAGGGGAGAGCCGGCUCUGGCAUCGUGCUGGGAGUGAUGCCAGCGUUCCGUGCUGCUGUUCCCUGCUGGUGCUGCCCCAUCUGCCCGUCCCGUGCCACGGGGGACAGUGGCUGUGUCACCCUGCCCUGUGCCACUGCCCCGGUGCCAGCGCUGCUCCCGCCGCUCCCGCCGUGCCAAGGGAAACUGGCUCUUGCAACUGGAAACUUGCUGCU
Messenger RNA from Neopelma chrysocephalum (saffron-crested tyrant-manakin), 1314 nucleotides. RefSeq lists its product as uncharacterized. The transcript is spliced from 4 exons. The annotation marks the transcript as partial. The record is from RefSeq and is a predicted model, not a curated record. Lineage: Eukaryota; Metazoa; Chordata; Aves; Passeriformes; Pipridae.